Sardina pilchardus (European sardine) is the source of this 1215-nucleotide messenger RNA. RefSeq names its product neuropeptide FF receptor 1-like. Gene Ontology annotation, molecular function: peptide binding; neuropeptide receptor activity. The record is from RefSeq and is a predicted model, not a curated record. Gene Ontology annotation, biological process: G protein-coupled receptor signaling pathway; cellular response to hormone stimulus. Bases 16 to 1062 code for a protein of 348 amino acids. The transcript has 3 exons. NCBI's taxonomy places the organism in Eukaryota, Metazoa, Chordata, Actinopteri, Clupeiformes, Clupeidae. Gene Ontology annotation, cellular component: plasma membrane.
AUCUUUUUCCUUUGCAUGAUUGGCAACUCGCUCGUCUGUCUGAUUGUGGUGAGGAACCGGCAGAUGAGGACGGUCACCAACAUCUUCAUUCUCAACUUGGCCAUUAGUGACCUCUUGGUGGGCAUCCUGUGUCUGCCAAUCACGCUGGCUGACAACUUGAUAACAGGAUGGCCAUUCGAUGAAGUUGUUUGUAAAAUGAGUGGACUCGUCCAAGGAGCGUCUGUUUCUGCGUCUGUGUUCACCUUGGUGGCCAUCGCAGUGGAAAGGUUCCGAUGUAUCGUGUACCCAUUCCAACAGAAGCUCACCCAAAGGCAAGCCAUCAUCACCAUCACCUUCAUCUGGGUGUUGGCCAUCGUCAUCAUGUGUCCCUCGGCCGCCACGCUGACCGUAACCAAAGACGAGUUCCACUUCAUGGUGGACGAGCGCAACACCAGCUACCCUCUGUACACCUGCUGGGAGGCGUGGCCAGACCAGAGCAUGCGCAAGAUCUACACCACCGUGCUGUUCUCGCACAUCUACCUGGCGCCGGUCACGCUCAUCGUCAUCAUGUACACGCGCGUGGCCCUCAAGCUCUUCAAGUCGCCGGCGCAGCUCCGCGAGGGCCGGGCGGAGGAGGACGGCCGCCGCGUCCACCGGCGCAAGAUCAAGGUCAUCCACAUGCUCCUGAUCGUGGCCAUGCUGUUCACCGUGUCGUGGCUGCCGCUGUGGACGCUCAUCCUGCUGACGGACUACGGCAACAUGACGCAGAGCCAGAUCAACAUGCUGUCGGCGUACGUGUUCCCGUUCGCCCACUGGCUGGCGUUCUUCAACAGCAGCGUCAACCCCGUGGUCUACGGCUACUUCAACGAGAACUUCCGCCGCGGCUUCCAGGCGGCGUUCCAGUUCCAGCUGUGCCUGGCGGAGGUGCCCAGCGUGGUGCACGCGCGAAGGCCGCCCGUGGGGCGCCACAACCGGGUGUUCAUAGACGGGCAGAGCGGCCAGCCCCAAGCCCAGGAUACGCGGAGGAGAGAGUUCUGCGGGCAAGAGAAACAGAACGAGCUCGUACUGGAGGACAUCGACUGAGGCCUAGGGCACAAGAUGUCUUUGCCUGUCUUAACAUGGAUGUACAGUACUGUACAGUAGUACAGUACUUUCCUCAUCAUUAUAAGAUAGUGAGUGACUUUUGUGUCCCUGCCUGCCUGUGAAAUGAUAGACAAUGUUUGGGAUGGUGGAUAA